UUUUAUACCGGAAGUGAAGAGCGCUGCUUCACGUUUGCACGCGCAACAACAUUCAUGGCGGGGAGACUGAAGAAACAAGCAAAAGAUGCUGUAAAGAUCAUAGGAUGUGGCAGCGCUCUGUUCCUCGGGUACCUCACAGCAUCCGGAGAUGAGCGCUUCUAUGCUAAUGUUCUGAUGCCUGUGCUGCAAAGGAUUGUGGGAGCAGAGACAGCUCAUGUCAUGGCUGUGCGGUUCAUCGGACUUGGUCUUGUGCCCCGUAACAACUACAAGGACCCAACAUCUCUGGAGGUUAACGUGUUUGGUCAAAGGUUCCAGAACCCCGUUGGGUUAGCAGCAGGUUUUGACAAGCACGCUGAAGCAGUGGAUGGGCUCUAUAAGCUGGGAUUUGGUUUCGUUGAGGUCGGGACAGUCACACCACAACCACAGGAUGGAAACCCGAAACCACGUGUGUUUAGAUUGGAGGCAGACCAGGCGGUCAUUAACCGAUAUGGAUUUAAUAGUUGUGGCUUUCCCGAUGUAUACAAGAGGCUAAAGGCCAGACAGCUCACACAGUCAGCGCUGACGGCAGCAGGUAAACCUCUUGGCAUCAACCUCGGCAAGAAUAAGAUUUCUACGCAGGCGGUGUCAGAUUAUGUGGAGGGGGUGCGGACGCUGGGCCCUCUCGCCGACUACCUGGUGAUUAAUGUGAGCAGCCCCAACACGCCGGGCCUUAGAGACCUACAGGGAAAAGAAGAACUGCGCCACCUUCUGGACAAGGUCCUGAAGGAGCGAGAUUCUCUGUCGAGUAAGAAUCGCCCACCAGUCCUGUUGAAAAUCGCUCCUGAUCUUACCACUCAGGACAAAAAAGACAUUGCAGAAGUCAUCAUGGAGGUUGGUGUGGAUGGUUUAAUAGUUUCAAACACUACUGUUUCCAGACCCGAGACUCUGAAAGACCCCAAAAAACAUGAGAUCGGAGGACUCAGCGGUCAACCUGUUAAAGAAAUGUCCACGCGCACGGUGCGAGACAUGUACUGUUUGACCAAAGGAAAGAUACCCAUCGUUGGAGUUGGUGGGGUGGCCAGCGGGCAGGAUGCUCUGGAUAAGAUCCGUGCUGGAGCGUCUUUAGUUCAGCUCUACACGGCUCUGGUUUACCAGGGUCCACCUGUUGUCGUCAAGAUCAAAAGAGAACUGGAUGAUCUACUCAAAGCACAAGGUUUUGCAUGUGUAUCAGAAGCAGUAGGUGCAGAUCACAGACCCCACUGAGUGGACAACACAAACACCAGCCGAAGAGAAAGAGACGCAUAGUGUCUGACCUCAGAACUGUCUGCAUUUACUCCAGGACAUUUCUCAAUUGACACAGGUGGGAUUGGAAUCAUAAAGAAACACAAAGGAACCACAAUGGAAAUGGACUUUACAUUUUAGAAGUUGUAAAGUUCAUGUGCUAAAUAAAUUCUCGGUAGUAUAAAAAUCUUGCAAGACAUAUCAGUUAUUUUAUAUCCAAGUUAAGUUGAAAGAAAAAGAUUUGUGUGUAUGCAAAAUUAACGUGAUGUAAAGCGCAGUGGUAAUUCAUUUAAAUUAAUUUGAUUGCCGAAGGGUGCGAUUUUACUCGUUUAUCCCUUUACAGCCACAGUAUGUACGAUUUUUGUAAUUAAAUGGGGCGGCAGUGGUUGAGUGGUUCAUGUAGGUUGUCUACAAAUCGGAAGGUUUGUGGUUCAAUUCCCGGCUCCACUUGACCAAGUGUCGAGGUGUCCUUGAGCAAAACACCUAACCCCAGCUGCUCCCAAUGAGCUGGAUGGCGCCUUGCAUGGCUGACACCGCCGUCGGUGUAUGAAUGUGCGCGUGAUUGUGAGGCAAAUUGUAAAGCGCUUUGGAUGGCCAUUGGUCUAUGAAAGCGCUAUAUAAAAUGCAGUCCAUCCAACUUUUUGCAACCAUAAAAUCAUGUCUUGCAAAUACA
Paramisgurnus dabryanus is the source of this 1933-nucleotide messenger RNA. It is a transcript of the gene dhodh, whose product is annotated as dihydroorotate dehydrogenase. Gene Ontology annotation, cellular component: mitochondrial inner membrane; cytoplasm. Gene Ontology annotation, molecular function: dihydroorotate dehydrogenase activity. The record is from RefSeq and is a predicted model, not a curated record. Gene Ontology annotation, biological process: 'de novo' pyrimidine nucleobase biosynthetic process; pyrimidine ribonucleotide biosynthetic process. NCBI's taxonomy places the organism in Eukaryota, Metazoa, Chordata, Actinopteri, Cypriniformes, Cobitidae.